Molecule: messenger RNA, 5006 nt
Organism: Xyrichtys novacula (pearly razorfish)
Lineage: Eukaryota; Metazoa; Chordata; Actinopteri; Labriformes; Labridae
Source: the annotation of a GenBank genome assembly
AUGGAGAUAACAGGAAAAGCUGCACAGCCUCUUACAAGUAGUAAUGAAACUGAAAGGUGAGCUUUUUCUUAUUCUGUUUAUUUUCUAUUUACUGUUGUACCUGUAAAAUUGCUCCUUCCGUACUUACUGCAAGUCACUUUUUUUGUGAGUGUGUUUCCUCAUUGUACUACCAGUGUAUGAUUUACAUGACUAAAAUGCAAAGCUGUCACUAAAAAGUAACUACCAAGCUCAGCAAAAAAUGAUAUACUUGAAGUUUUGUGCUGAAGCGACAUCCUGAGAGCACUUUUACAAGGUUAUUUUGUGUCAUUUGUUUAGCUUCUUGUUUGUAACCCUGCUUGGAGUAAUUUAAAACUGGCUGAUCAUCCAGCAGCGGCAUAUGAUCUUCCCUACAGAAAUCCUAUCCCCUGGCGGUUGUUGUAGUGUCUUUCAUCAGGAAACAGAGGACAGAAAAAAAGGGUGGGAAGGAAAGGAGCCUAGCUGCUUGUCAGUCCUGUCCUCACAGCUUAUUAAUGUUUGUGGAUGAAAUGUUUUCCUCUGCAGGGUCGACCCCUACGGCUUUGAGAGACAUCAUGAUUUUGAAUCCUAUAAGGAGAUGAUGAAUGAAUAUGUAGCUGUCCUCAACAGAAGAUCCAUGAGGUGGUCUAAGCUUCUUCAAGAGAAACCUCAUGUGGAGAAAAACCUCACAGGUAUGAUAAACGAACACUUCUAGCUUGUGAAACAAUAACCUCUCUGUGUUAGUGUUUUCUGCUUUUCUUGGUUUAUUUGUUGUACUUUUAAAAUCUGUUUUGGUAGUGAAAAGGUAUGUGCGCAAAGGUGUGCCAAACGAACACCGGGCCAGGAUUUGGAUGGCAGCUAGUGGCGCACAAAAACAGCUGGAGAGCAACCCAGGCUACUACCAAUCUUUGUUGGCCAUGGAGCAUGACACAACUCUAAAGGAAACUAUUCGCACAGGUGCAUUAAGAGUGUUUUGUUCUUUCUUUCUUUUAUUUGUUUGUUAUUUUAAAAUAAUGGGAUCCUAUUUGUGUCAAAUUCUUCAAGACCACCUGUAGUCUUCUUGAAAACCUAACCAAGUAGUUUGGGUGCCUAAAACACAACAAGCAGAAACCUUUUUACAGCUUUAACCACCUGAAGAAAACGUUUGGUGAAUUUUCCAGUUUGGAAAGGUUUUUAAAGAGAGAUCACAGUGAAGAUUUGGAUAAAAAGUCCACACUGACUUCUAUUUCAUCUAUCUUGCAGUUUGAUUGCCUAUUUUCCUUUAUGCUACUUCCAGUAGAUCGUAAGUUGCAGAACUGAAUGACAAUAAAUAACAGAACGAUCAGAAAGUGUAAAUGUUCAGUUGAUUUAUAACCCAAAAAAGCACAAGCUCUAGUUUUUGGUUUUAGAUUCACAAUAAAUCUUAAACAUCAGCUCUAAAAGUGCCCAGUGGUCUUUCAGUGGGUUGCUUCAGCUAGCUCGUUAGCAGCCUGCUACUUCUUCUUUGUCUUAACUCUGUUUUAUGACAUAGGGCAACCAGCAUAUAGAACCACUAUUAAUAACUCAUGAUAUUAAUGUAGGCUUAUUUUAGCUUGAUUUCAACAUUUUAUUAUUAUAAAGAUUGUUGUUGUAGCAAUAGCUCGAAUCUGGAUCUGAGAUUUUUUUGCAGUCAGCUAAUCAAAAUAAUGAAUGUGUCAUGUCCUAAAACUCUUUCUGGUUGGCUAGAUGUCACACAAUGGUGUGAUGUAAAUCUACAGUAUUGUCAGAGUAGCCGAUUAACAUUCAAGUUUCAUUUUUGAUUGGACAUUUGCAAAGGUAUCCAAGCAAAACUGUAUGUUGGAGUUUGUUUCAUACAAAAUUUUAAAAGUUUUUAAUGUUUAUAGUCAUUGCAUAUCAAUUCCUUAUAUUGGUUAAAAGAUUCAUGAACUACCCCACUGAGCAUUUUUUGUUCUAAAAGAGGUCUAAUAGAUGUCUAAUAUAAAAUAAAUUUUUAUCGAAUAAUGGGUUAAAGGGUAAUGUCUAAAUUCCAUCUAAAAAUAUACAGAAUCUAGACGGUUGAAAUUAGGUCUAAAAAAAAAAACUAGGCGCCUAAUAGCCGUCUAUUGCUCAGUGGGACUGGAAUUAGUAUCAGUAUUGAUAUUGGUAUUGGUAACAAGGUAGCUUACAUAUCUAGGAAGGCACCACUAAUAUUAUACAAAUGUGUACAGAUUUUGGAGCACUAUGUAGAGCAAUCCAGACAAUGUGUGACAAUGAGGCCUUGUAUAUUUCAGGAAGACAGACCGUUUAAUGGACGCUUUACAACAGCAUGGUUUCAUUGUAGAAGAGUCCAAGAGCUAAACCCGUCGUUCCUCACAUACAAGUCCAUACCAUUAAUCUCCUAAUCUUUUAAUGUCUCCUGACAGACAUUCACAGGACCUUUCCUGACAAUGUCCUCUUUAAAAGCAAAGCCGAACCCAGCCUGCAGAGAGUUCUGUUCAACGUGCUGCUGGCCUAUGGGCACCAUAACAAGGCAGUGGGUUACUGUCAGGUAAGGUAAACACUUUCUCUCCUCUCUCUUAACAUCACCUUUGUUUAUCUUAGGAACAGGACCGUCUGGUUCCUUAAUCAUUUGAAUACAUCGAUUUACAUGCAUAGGAUUUAAACCAAAUUGUGCUUCCGUACAGUUUGAGCGCAGUGUAAUCUAUCCCUGUUGGCGUCUUGUAAAGGUUGUAUUAUCAGCUUAAAGAUGUCGAAAGGUCAACCCCAGCUAUGUUUACUCUAUCUGUGGCCUACAAUCUGAAGGCACUUGGUGUGUUUCCGCUUCAGGCACCACAUUAGGUUUUAGGGGUAUUAUUUGACCCUUAUAAUGUAACUUUUAAGCAACACGGUGUUUCUGUAGCAAACACUAAUAGGCAGGCAAAUAUUAAACAUAAUUGAGAAUGAGGUAGUGAUUACUCCAUUGGCAUUUAGCUACGACUACAACAUGCAAGUGGGGAUGCAUACACCUGUGUUAUUGCUGUGUCUGUUUAUUCCAGGGCAUGAACUUCAUCGCUGGAUACCUCAUCAUCAUCACCAAAGAUGAAGAAAUGUCCUUUUGGCUUAUGGACGCACUGUUGGGCAGAAUGCUCCCAGGUAUAGUGCCUGAACCCAUGUAAGAUGGUACAAGUCAAUAACCAGUGGAAAUGGUUAAUGGUCAGUCUAAUAAGAGGAACUUUUUGACCUAGAAACUAGACUUAUGGGACAACCUGAGAGCAGAGCCUCACAAUAAAUAAAACAACAUGCAGGGGGACGUGUAUAUUUAGGAAUUUUUUAUCAUCAACUUUGCCAUGUGUACUGGUUUCCACCAUAACUUUGUUAGGUAAAUAGUUUACAAAUAUACAAACUAAGGUACAUCAUCUGUGUAGCACGACUGUGACAGUUCCUUUUCAUGUGACCCAUUGAUAUAAUACAGGAAAAAAAAUGUGGACCAGGAUUGGAGCCUUGUGGUACUCCACUUGGACUAUUUUUUUGCUCUUAAAAUAGUCCAGAUCAUCGCGACAAUCUCAAAUGUACAGCAGAGUAUUAGGACCAAAAUGAGGAAAAUAUAUUUCUUUUUUUUUAACUCUGAGUAAACCAUAUUCAAAUUUAUAAAUUUAGUCAACGAUUAGCCACAUAAUGUUGUUUUAAAGGGGGAUACUUGGAACAGUGCGACGCUGAUGUGCCAAAACAGUACAAGUACAAUUUGACAAGAUGCUUGUGAAAUUCUCAUGAGAAAAUGAUUUAACCAGGACUUCCUACUGACCAGAAAACACCUUUGAAAAAAAAUUUAAAUCUAAAAAAUUGUCUUUAAUGUGGCCUUAAUACUUUGUCAUUCAAAGUUCAAAUUUGUGUAUUUGGUCUUAAAAACAGUCAAGGAGCGCUGUGCUUGAAAUGCAUAAAAAGACACACACCUCCUUCACUGAGUUAGACAAAGGUAAACUCAUCAACUCCUGGUAUGAUUUCAGACUACUACAGUCCCGCCAUGCUGGGCCUAAAGACGGAUCAGGAGGUUCUUGGGGAGCUGGUGAAGGCUAAAGCUCCUGCUGUGGGGCAGCUCAUGGCUCAGUUUCCUGGCAUAUGGACACUGGUGGUGUCACGCUGGUUCAUCUGCCUCUACAUUGAUAUACUUCCGAUUGAGGUGAGGACAUCUUUGGAUCAGUAGCAGAGGCAAACUAAUGAUUCAAACCACAUUUUAAAUAUUCCUGGUUUCUUGUACUUGCAGACAGUUUUGCGGAUCUGGGAUUGUCUUUUCUAUGAAGGUUCAAAGGUUCUUUUCCGCGUCGCUCUGACUCUCAUCAUACACAACCAGCCAGAGAUCUUGAGAGCUCGCUCCUUGAUGGAUGUGUGUGAGUGCUUCAAACAAAUCACAGGGGGAACUUUCACUCUGGACUGCCACACUUUCAUGCAGGUGCGAUCAAAAUACUCUGUUGAAUCACUGGAAGUUAACUGUGUGAAAAUGGAAAUGAAAAUGAGAGUCUGGAUCAGAAGUUGGAGCCCUUUGAAGCUCAUUGCAUGUCCUAGAAAUUGUGUGGGUUUUAUCAAGCAUACUUGCAGACUUGCACUACAUCUAUCAAGCUGUGACUAAUACACUUGAGCAGACAUCUCCAGCCCUAAUGUUGUAUAUGCAAAUCAGAAGGUGUUUACUUUGUUAAAUAACUGUCCUCCUUAUUUGAUAGUGGCACAAAAACAAUUUAGCACAUCCCACAUCAGCUGUGUGCGUGUUUGUCAUUUGCAAAUGAAGCUUCAAUAACACACCAAGUAUGAGAUAAAUGGUGGUGAUUGGUCCGACCACAGCCAGGCAUGUUUAUAUCUGCCUGAGCUUGAGGGUGAUUGGGCGGACCUGCUUAAGAGAGACAGCUAGUGUGGCUAAAAGUUGUCUUACAAUGAGUAACAUUUGAUGACACCUUUUCCUCACCCCCUUUAUGUUUUUACAGAAAAUCUUUACAGAACCAGGAACCCUUUCUAAGGGAACUAUCGAGAAACUGAGGGAGAAAUGCAGACAGCGAAUACUGGAGGAGGAAUCUGGACAGCUGUAA